AUGGAGUGUUCAAAUUUUAUCAUUAAGCUUUGUUGCCUUCUUUUUCUCCUACGACCAAUUUCUUGUGCUACUUCCAAUUCUAAUAAUGUUACGCAAAGAUCUGCUCAAAAUCCUUUAAAUUCAAGUGGCAUUGCACAAGCAUUUUCUCAAUGCCUUUCAACCAAAUUGAGUUCUUCUACCAACAUCAGUGGAACUAUCUACACCCCUGAUAACUCUUCCUUCAAAUCUCUCCUUGUGUCCACUGCACAAAACCUUAGAUACUUGGUAGAUUCCAUGCCAAAGCCUGAGUUCAUAUUCACCCCCUUGGAUGAGUCCCAAGCACAAGCAGCUGUUAUUUGUUGUCAACAGGUUAAUGUUUCUUUCAGAAUGCGCAGUGGUGGUCAUGACUAUGAGGGUAUGUCUUACGUGUCCCAAUUGGGAGCACCAUUCAGCAUCAUAGACCUUCAAAAGCUCCGAAAUGUCAUUGUUAAUAUCAAAGAAAACUAUGUUUGGGCUGAAUCGGGUGCAACUAAUGGCGAAGUGUACUACAAAAUUUCACAACAAAGCAACGUCCAUGGCUUCCCAAUGGGCCUUUGCACCAGCCUAGGCAUGGGUGGGCAUAUCUGUGGUGGAGCAUACGGUUCGAUCAUGAGAAAGUAUGGCCUUGGAGUGGACAAAGUUCUCGACAUUCGAAUGGUGGAUGCCAAUGGAGCAAUUCUCGACCGAGAAGCCAUGGGAGAUGAAUUAUUCUGGGCUGUUGCAGGCGGAGGAGGUAGCUUUGGACUUAUUCUCGCCUGGAAAUUGAGUCUGGUUCCUGUUCCACCGACAGUAACAGUUUUUACAGUUGUAAAAACUCUAGAACAAGGUGGGACACGUCUGCUUAGUAAAUGGACACAAAUUGCAGACAAGCUGGACAAUGAUCUCUUCAUUAGAGUCAUCAUUAAUCCUAUGAACACUCCUAAUGGAACUAAAACGAUUAGUCUUGCAUUCAACUCCCAGUUUCUUGGCACAACUGACAAGCUCCUCCAAAUAAUGGGACAGAACUUCAGUGAGUUGGGACUACAACGCGGGGAUUGUUCGGAAAUGAGGUGGAUAGAAUCAGUUCUUUACAUUGCUGGCUACCCAAGCACAACAAAGCCUGAAGUUUUACUCCUAGGGCAGCCGCUCUUUAAGAACUUUUUCAAGGCUAAAUCAGACUUCAUACCAAGAGCUAUUCCGGAAUCCGGGAUUCAAGGAAUGUGGAAUUUACUUUUUCAAGAGCCUGGGUCACUGAUGAUAUGGAAUCCUCUUGGAGGUCAGGUGGCUGAGGUAUCCCCAUAUUCGACACCAUUUUUUUGGAGAGAUUCCAUGGGUUUCAUUCAAUAUUUAACGACAUGGGCAAAUGGCAACGAGUCAACAGCAAAUCACAUUGAAUGGAUAAGAAAACUGUACGAUUAUAUGACCCCUUACGUUUCUAUGUUCCCUAGAGCUGCGUACGUGAACUACAAGGAUCUUGAUUUGGGAUCAAUGAUCGGUGGUCCAUAUGCUAACUGGUAUUGGUUCAAUAUGUAUGAAUGGGGUUAUCACUAUUUCGGUCGCUGUAACUUUGAGAGAUUGAUUUACACCAAGUCUAAAAUUGACCCGAAAAAUGUCUUCAAGACUGAACAGAGCAUCCCAACAUUUCUCUCUGAACUAAGAGAGAACUAG
Malania oleifera is the source of this 1665-nucleotide messenger RNA. RefSeq names its product berberine bridge enzyme-like 15. The coding region runs from base 1 to 1665 and encodes 554 amino acids. Gene Ontology annotation, molecular function: FAD binding; oxidoreductase activity. NCBI's taxonomy places the organism in Eukaryota, Viridiplantae, Streptophyta, Magnoliopsida, Santalales, Ximeniaceae. The transcript has a single exon. The record is from RefSeq and is a predicted model, not a curated record.